AUGGGUCCAGAUGUACCUCUGCUGAAUGAUUACAAACAGGAGUUCUUCUUGAAGCGCUUUCCACAGACUGUGCUGGGAGGUCCCCGGUUUAAAUUAGGCUAUUGUGCUCCUCCUUACAUCUAUGUGAAUCAGAUUAUUCUUUUCUUGACACCAUGGGUUUUGGGAGGAGUAGGAACACUCUUGUACCAGUUAGGUAUUAUGAAAGACUACUGGACCGCAGCACUUUCAGGAGGACUAAUGUUUGUUACUGCACUUAUUCUUCAGAUGGCAAAUGUAUAUGCAAAGCAGAAAACAGUGACAGUAGAAAGAAUGCAAAUUCAGAAUACCCUGACAGAUGAAGAUGAGUUUGAAUUUUCCAGUUGUGUAGGUUCAGAGACAGUAAAAUUUAUUAUUCCUGGCAAGAAGUAUAUAACCAACACCAUAUUUCAUUCCCUUCUGGCAGGGAUAUUGUGUGGGUUGGGAACUUGGUAUUUGCUGCCAAACAGAAUAACCUUGUUAUACAGCAACAUUGGAGGAACUGUUAUGAUCUUUGUAUUUGGAUGGGUGACAAUAUGUAUAGGAGAGUAUUCAUUAAUCAUAAACACAGCUACUGAAACAGCUACUUUCCAAGCACUGGAUACUUACGAAAUCACUGCUCUGAUGAGACCUUUCUAUAUUUUUGUCUUUAUUGCAGUGGAUCUUGCACACAGGUUUGCUGUCAACACACCCAUUCUAGAGCAGACAAACCAGAUUUUGCACAUCGUAUUUCUUUUUCUGCCAUUCUUAUGGGCAAUGGGAAUUCUGCCCCCACUUGAUGCACUUUUUCUAUGGGGAAUGGAACAACUGUUGGAGUUUGGACUAGGAGGUUCACCUAUGUCAAGUAACACAAAGUUAUUAGUAAUGUUUCUCAUUUCUGCUGGAACAGCAAUAGCAUCGUAUUUCAUUCCCAGCACUCUCGGUGUGAUCCUCUUCAUGACUGGAUUUGGGUUCAUACUGAGUCUUAACCUAAGCGAGAUUGGUUUUGCCUUCAAACACACCAUGAGCAGCCAUUUAGCCUCCGGCAAAUCUAAAAAUAUGCACAGAGGUCUUAGAAUACAAUUUGGGUGGAGGGAAUUUAUUUUUUAUGUGACUGUAUUGACAUUUGCUCUCAUAGAAGCCAGCCUGCUGCAUCAACUUGCAGGCUUUUCAUCAUUUUCCACAGCCAGUCCUCAGGCUAUAGCGAGUUACUUUCUGAUCUUAUUGCUUACAAUUAUGUGGAUUCUUAGAGAGAUUCAGAGAGUGUACUUGUUUGGAGUCUUCCGAAACCCCUUUUAUCCAAAGGAUGUCAGGACUGUGACUGUGUUCAUGGAGAAGCAAAGAAGGCUAAUGAAAGUUGGUGUUGUCAGGAGGAUUUUACUAACACUAGUGUCUCCGUUUGCUAUGAUAGCCUUCCUGUCACUAGACCAUUCACUACAAAAUCUUCAUUCUGUGUCUGUUUGCAUUGGAUUCACAAGAAUAUUUAGGAUGGUCUGGCAGAAUACAGAAAAUGCUCUACUGGAUAUAGUGGUUGUGUCAGUAGCACAAAUGUUGGUGCUCAGCCCAGACCUCUGGUGGAACAGGAGCCUUGAUACAGGAAUCAGACUCUUGCUGGUCGGUAUCCUACGGGAUCGACUGCUUCAGUUUGGUUCAAAGUUGCAGUUUGCCAUCGCUAUUCUUCUGACGUCAUGGACAGAGAAAAAACAACGUCGUAAAUCUACUGCCACCUUAAUCACCCUCAACGUUGUUUUCUUCCCAAUCCUGCUGAUCUUCAUCGCCAUCUCUGCGCUCCUUUCUUCCCCUCUGCUGCCGCUCUUUACGCUGCCAGUGUUUCUGAUUGGAUUUCCUAGGCCUGUCCGAAGCUGGCCAGGACCUGUGGGUGCUGCAGCCUGUGUUUGCUCUGACACUGUGUACUACCAGCAGAUGAUUCCCAGCCUGGCUGGUGCUCUGCAGUCUGCACUGGCAGCCGGUAGCCUCGGUCUCUCUCUACCUGGAUCACACUACUUAUGUCGCUUUCAGGAUAGACUGGUGUGGAUAUUGGUGCUAGAAAAAGGCUUCACUUACUGUGGGGUUAACAUCAAGGGGCUAGAACUGCAGGAAACAUCCUGCCAUGCUGCUGAAGCACACAGAGUUGAUGAGAUUUUUGGCAUGGCCUUUGAACAUCAGGAGCACACCAAGAUUCUCUCUCCCAAUCACCAUUUUGGGCACAUUUUGACGCCUUGUACUGUUCUACCUGUGCGGCUGUAUUCUGAUGCUAGAAGUGUGUUAUCUGGAAUAAUUGACUCUCAUGAGAAUUUAAAGCAUCUGAAAGAUGAUUUCAUUAAAGUGCUGGUAUGGAUGCUGGUCCAGUACUGCUACAAAAAAUCAAAAACCUGGGAAAGUCCAGGCAGUGUUAACAAGAACAAAAAAGGAUUGGUUCCAAAAACUCAGCGUAGUGCUGAGGUAGAAAGAUCCUGGCCUCCAAGGGAAGAAGAUAGCUUCAGUGUUGAUACAGUUGAGGACUGGACUGAUGACAGUGACGUUUUUGAUCUUGAACCCAGUGGCAGAAUGAAAGGCAAAAGAGAACCUGGACAGAUAGGAACUACACCAAAACUUUACCUGUCUAUUCCAGGAUCUGUGGAAACAGAGACCCCACGAGAAAUGUCACCAGAAGAUAAGUUAUACAAGGCUGUUGUGCUUGGGCUUCCUGCUGUAGACAAAGGGAAGCAGCAAGAAGCUUUACCUCAAGUUGAAUUUAGUUGCUCUUACUCUGAGCUAUUGAGCAUCCCUGAAGAAUGGAGAACAGCCCCAGUGCCAUCUUCCAAAGUGAAUGAAAUGAGGCAGAGGUUUCCAGAGGAAUGGUACCACUUCAUUUUGAGUCAGCUGGACUUUUUUCAUCUGAAAGAAAAGCCUUCCAAUUUACUUGAAGACCUCAUGAAAGAUAAAGCUUUGAAAGACUUAUACAUCCAUGGAGUGUUGUCAUGUUUCUUUGGUCUGUUUGGACUGGAUAACACUGUGCCUGCCCCGAGCCAUGUGUUCAGAGCCUACACUGGUGGUAUUCCAUGGUCUGUUGGUUUGGACUGGCUAACCAGCAAACCAGAGCUAUUCCAACUGGCAUUGAAAGCAUUCAGAUACACCUUUAAACUUAUGAUUGACAAAGCAAGCCUGGGUCCUGUGGAGAACUUCAAAGAGCUGGUGAACUAUCUGGAAGAAUAUGAAAAUGAUUGGUACAUCGGACUGGUGUCAGAUCUUGAGUGGCAGCAAGCAGUUCUUCAGGAAAAGCCAUACCUGUUUUCAUUGGGGCAUGACCCAAACAUGGGAAUUUACACUGGGCGAGUCCUCACUCUUCAAGAAUUGUUAGUACAAGUGGGAAAACUUAACGACGAAGCUGUCCGAGGUCAGUGGGCAAAUCUGUCCUGGGAGCUGCUGUACGCCACAAAUGAUGAUGAAGAACGCUACAGCAUCCAGGCACACCCAGUGCUCCUAAGGAACCUUACUGUGCAAGCUGCAGACCCACCUCUUGGCUACCCCGUGUAUUCAUCUGAGCUUCUGCAUCUGCCUUUGUUCUAG
Indicator indicator is the source of this 3543-nucleotide messenger RNA. RefSeq names its product pecanex 4 (gene PCNX4). Gene Ontology annotation, cellular component: membrane. Bases 1 to 3543 code for a protein of 1180 amino acids. Lineage: Eukaryota; Metazoa; Chordata; Aves; Piciformes; Indicatoridae. The record is from RefSeq and is a predicted model, not a curated record. The transcript has 10 exons.